Molecule: messenger RNA, 8172 nt
Organism: Scylla paramamosain (green mud crab)
Lineage: Eukaryota; Metazoa; Arthropoda; Malacostraca; Decapoda; Portunidae
Exons: 17
Biological process (GO): mitotic spindle assembly checkpoint signaling; protein phosphorylation; male meiotic nuclear division
Cellular component (GO): kinetochore; midbody; intercellular bridge
Molecular function (GO): protein binding; protein kinase activity; ATP binding
Source: RefSeq, a predicted model, not a curated record
UCGAAGAGCAGGCAGGCUCAGUGUGCUCCAUGAGCCUGGCCAGUGAGGAAGUGAGUGUGUUGGACUACUGCGCGGAGGACUGUGUGAGUUACUUCCCUUAAGUGCUGUUCCGCCAGGCCCUUUGUGAGGCCGUGUGUCGCGAUGGUGAUUGGAGGAGCCGCGUGACACCUCACCUGCCUCGGGCCAAAGCACUGUCCCCACUGGUCCUUGGUCCUCCACGCUGGCCAGUCACUGCACGCCACGUCGAGACCAGAUGGGCAUUUCCCUGAAGCAACAAAGAGGAGCUGUAAGAUUAAUGGAACAGUUGAUUAUCUUAUUUAUUUUAAAUGCUAGACGCAGAAAAGUGUGGUGGUAGUGAAUGGGAAAUGUGCUGAAAGUUUGAAAAUAAGAAGAAAAAUCUGUCUUCCAUCGUGACUGGCUGGAGUUUUGCUGUUUUCCUGUGACGUGGCUGGUUGUGACUGGCUGUCCUUAAACUCACAGUCACCCUCGAUAUUCCAUGAGGUCGUUGAACUAGAUGAGCAUCUGCUAUGAACGGAAAACUAAGUGAUAUGAAGUCAGCACUAGAGGAAAGUAGAUGGAAGGGAGAUAAAUUCAGAAAAUAAAUAAAGCACUGUAAUAAAGUGGUAAACUAAAGAAAAUUACCAUUAAAGUAAUAAAGUCAUUACCAAAUAAUUAAAAAUUCCAGUGUGUUUCAUCUCUACAUCAGUUCGUUUGUUUACACCACAAGAGGAAUACGAAUAUAUAAUUGUUCGCUAUGAAACACGAAGAAAACAAUAACCUAAAAGAAGAAAAUAGAUCAGUGCUAACACAACACAUCUAGAUGAAUAAAGGAACAUAAUUGUACGCAGAAACACAAACAGAAAGAAGAAUGCGAGGAAAACCUGAUAAUCUAAAGAAAACGCAGCAAGAGACCAGCGUGAGUAAAUAAAAAGAAAAUUGUUUAAUCUAACCUCCUUUUUCUUCAACCUUGACCUUUGGCUUGAUUCAGGCCACCUUGACGAGCCGAAGAAAAAGAGAAACACCAUCAUGAAGCUUGAUUAGGAAGUGAAAGGAGGGAAGAAGAGGAAACAUCACGUAGUUAGAUGCCCUUAGGGAAAGUAAAAGUAAAGGUGGUAGAAAUGGAAACGACGAACUGAGAGUGACUAAAGUAAAGAAAGGAAGAGCCAAACAACAACGUGAAUAGAAGUGAUAUAUUCUCAUAACGAAAGAAAUAGGAAAAAUAAAUCAUAUCAACAAACACGCAAGGAAAAAAAUAAACAGUAGUUCCCUAAAGAAGAACAAUAACAGUCACUUCAAAAAAUAAGUGACACGAACGAAAAAGAAAAAAAUAAAUAAAGUAACGAGCAAUAACAACACUUAAAACAUUCACUUCAAAAACGGAAGAGAAAAGCAGAAAAAAAAAGUGUAAAGAAAACGUUGACUUAACACAUUUGAUAAGAGAGUUACUGUUGGUAGUGAGUGCGUGAUGUUGCCUUCCCCAAUGCGCGCCCUGUGCCUCGGCCCCCGCGAGCACGUGGGGGCCGACGAGGCAGACGAGGAGCCUCACGACGAACUCCACCUGGCUGUGCUCACCGGCAGGACCAAGAGGAUCAAGAACCUACUGAGGAAAGGUGUCCAUAUCGAGAGCGUCAACACCCACGGCCAGACGUCGCUCUUCUGCGCUUCCUUCGGCGGAGACAACGAGGUGGUGGCUCUCCUGCUGCGCCUGGGAGCCAACCCGAACAGGCGGUGCGGCGGGAAGGGCUCCACUCCAGUCCACGCCGCCUCCUACAGGGGAUCGAGGCGGGUGUUGAGACUUCUGGUAGAGGCCGGCGGGGACCUCACCUUCAGGGACUAUGAGAAUCAGACGCCCAGAGACUACGCCCUGAAGCAACCAUCACCCAUCCGCCGUCAGAAAAUCCUUCACUUCCUGGACCUGUUGCUGGCCAUGACCCUGCAUCGCUCCCUGGCCCGCGGCGCCCCCCACCACGCCCCCUCCCUCGACCCCGCCGCCGCUGCAGCCUCGCACACCUCGUCACCCACCUCCCCGCCCAUCGUGCCCGGCUCCUCUUCCGCCACUUUGCCCCACGCCGCCUCCAAGACCAGCCUCGCCCUCAAGCGGCAGGGGAGUCUGGCCAGCGUGUGGGGGGCGUGUGUGACAGAUGGGGGUGAUACAUCUCCCCGCUCACCGCCCUACUCCUCCCCGCCACCAGCCUCCACCCUCCCCAAGACGGUCUCGUGUCACCUACUGGACCAAAUGUACGUGUCCACCUCCCUGCCGCUGCUCACCCCCGCGGACCUGCACCGGCCUGAUGUGACAGGCAUCGCUUACACGUGUGGAGGCCCCACCGUCUACUCCCCUUACACCUGGCUGGGAACAAAAGUCACGGUUCGUCGCCCAACACCCGCCCUCUCCCUGCCCAAGAACAACGCCCAUAAAGUAGGCGAAGACCGUAGCGCCCUCGACCCCGCCGCCUGCAAGAGUCUGCUGCAGGAGUUGUCAGUUCUCCGCCGCCUACGUCACCCUGGCUUCCUGGAGGUGAUGGCCGCUUGUCACGUCGCCUCGCCCUCGCCAGAUCACGUGACGCUCGUCUUCCAGCACGUGCAGCACGGCUCUCUCUACCACCACCUUCACGUGCAGCACCGGGACCUGAGCGUGGGCGGCGCCGUGGAGAUGCUGCUGGGCGUGGUGGAGGCACUCAUUUUCCUCCACGCCCACAACUGGCUGCACGCCGCCGUCACCUCCCACGCCCUGCACCUCGUCUCCACGCACCACGCCAAGCUGGGGGGAUUUGAGUUCGCCAUGGAAAUGCACGGCAAGGGCUGCAGCAUGCGGGCGCCCCAGCUGAGCCCCGCCACCUGGCUGGGACCCUGGCAGGCCCCGGAGACCCUUGAGGAACAGAUGGUGUCCACGCGCUCUGAGGUUUAUUCCCUUACCGCCGUCAUCUGGGAAGUGUGGGCAGGUAUGCCGCCGUGGGCAGGCGUGGAGGACAAGGAGGUGAAGAAGAGGGUGGCUGCUGGCGAGACGCUGCCCACCCUCACCCCUACGCCGCCCUCGCUCAUUACGUACCUCACUCAGUACGGCCUCAAGUGGAACUCACACGAGAGGGAGCUUGACCUGCAGGAGAUCCACACCAUGCUGAGGUCCCUGAAGAUUCAGUCGAACGAGGAGGAGCGCGUGCCGUCAGUGCCUGCGUGGGGCCCUCCCUCAGUGCCCAACACGCCCGUCAUCGGCAGACACAUUCGCGCGGCCACGCCCUCCCAAUCCUCCCAGCGAAGCUCCUCACCUCCUUUGAAGAUCCAUACCCCCAAGGCACAGCCAGACUCACCCCACACCCCGACCCCACAGCCAAACACAGUCCACGCCCACAUCACAGACAUCCAGACGCCCACCAAGCAGCCUCUUGUCAGUGCCAGGAAGACGCCGUCGAGUGCCACGCAGAUAGUGGUGGCGGGCGAGGUCCACCGCAGUGACGACUCGGUGAGGCUGCCGCCAGGACACACCAGACUGUUGCAGGAGGUGCCUGGGAAGGGCAGAGUGUUUGGAGGCGUGGACAGCGGGUUCUCAACGCCAUGCACCCGCACCCCGAGCCCCAACAUGGACACGAUUACCAGUGCCAAAAUCAACCCUUCGUUCCUCACUUCCACGCCCGCUCGGCCGCCUACCACCUGUGUGCUGCGGGCGGACCUGCAGCCUGACCUGCUGCCCAACAAGGUAACGCUCAAGGCGCUCACCAACGGCCACACGCCGGACAUCCUGGCGCGGGGGCCCCAGCGAACCAGGCCGGGGCUUGCGGGGCGGGGCAGGGGGACCUGUUCCAACCUUCCACCCCCCCACUUCCCCCAUCACCCCGAGCUGCCCCACCACAGACUCCGAUCACUCUCGCACCUCCUCCCCCACUGACCCAGGCCGGUCAGGCAGCGGCUACAGCUUUAUCUCCAACGCCGCCAAAAGAGCCUUCCUCAUGGAGGCCGAGGGGGGAGGAGGAGGAGCAGGGAUGGAGUCUGGGGAGCGACCGGCCAGCGCGAGUCGACGCAGCAGCUCCUCAGACAUGCCUCACAGGAUGGACGUGGUACGCCGCGGCCUCAGCCUCACCAACAUCAGUGUGGCCGUCGCCCGCCGGCCCCUCCAAACUCCGGCAGCUUCACUCGCACCGCCUCCCACAUCUCACUGGCCAGCGCCUCCUCCAGCGGUAGUAGUGACGUAUGCGGGCGGCGGCCGGUGCGCACAGUGAGUCAAGUGACGCUCACGAUGCGCAAGUUGUCCCAAGUGUCUGACUCCUCCUCCAGCAAGGACGAGGUGAGCGAGCCGCCGUCCCAAGACCAGCUGAAGGCCAGACGAGCACGAUCGCUGCCCAAGGGCCCAAAACACCCACCCGUCAGUUCCGGGAGGCGGGACAGUGUAUCAGGGUCGACCCACGUGGAGGACACCGCCAUCAAGCCAGCCAGCCACCAGGUGACGCGGCAUUCCUCCUCCUGCUCCCUCGCCAGCGGCCCCUCCAGCCCCACACACUACUCAUCCUCCUCCUCCACCUCCUGGGUUCCCCUCAACCCCGCCAGGCAGCAGCAGCAACUCCAGCAGCAGGCGCCUCCUCCUUCUUCUUCCAUGUCUCAGCAGGCCUCGCCCCAUCCCUCGCCUCCUCCAGCCAGAUCCGCUAAGGGCGGCGUGGGGCGUCGGUGGAGCAGCGUGGGCGGCACCCCGACAGGCCUGGCGGAGACGGCGGUGAAGAUCCAGCCGAGGAGACUAUCGGAGGGACAGCGACCGAGGCCCAGGAGAUCCAGACGCCGGCAGGAGGUGGAGAUCGAGGAGGAGUUCUUUGAUGACGAGUUCAACGCCCUCUUGUUCCAGCAGCCUCACAUGCAGCUAUCAGUUGGCUCCUCCGAGAACCUCCUGGAUAGCCGCGCGCCCCACUCCAUGCUGGCGGACGGGGCAGCGUCGCCGGUGAGUCUGGGCUUCAGCAGCUUCUCUCCAAGCCUUACAAGCAGCGAAGACGAGGAUGACGAAGCGGGUUUGAAGGGGCGUCCGGCGGGGGGCGCGACCCGCUGGCGGAGACUCGGCGCCGUGGCAGAGACGGGCAACUCAGAGGAGGAUGAAGACCAGGAGAAGGAGGAGGAAGGAGAAAAGGACAAGACUAGCGGAAGGAGUGACGGAGAGACAGGAGGAGAGGGAGAGGAAGGCUCGUGGAGAUAUAAGGACUUCGGCAAGGAGUUUGAGCCUUUGAAGAGUGUACAGCUAUUGAGGAACCUGCGGAGUUUGAGUCUGUACCUUCCCGUGCACACGAUCGCCAGUGAUACGGACACCGGGGAGAUGUAGCGGGGCGAGCGAGAGAGAGAGAGAGAGAGAGAGAGAGAGAGAGAGAGAGAGAGAGAGAGAGAGAGAGAGAGAGAGAGAGAGAGAGAGGACAUCCAUUCCCCUCUCCCCGUUCCGCAGUUCCUCUCUUUCCUCCGUCUCGUUCCGUCCUAAUCUGAACAUACAGUAUGUAGCUUUUCUCACACAUUUUCUACAUACACGCGUCGCCUUUCCCUUCAUGGGCUGUACAUAGAGAUCCAUUCCUCUCACUUUUUGUACCAUUGUAACUCUUAGGUGUACACCAGGAACACACACACACACACACACACACACACACACACACACACACACACACACACGAUGGCUGUAAAUUUACCACUUACGCUUAAAAACUCUUAGCUAUUGCAUUUUUUUUUUUUUUUUUAGUUGAAGCGCUUUCUCAUCAUUAUCGUUAUUAUUAUUAUUAUUAUUUACAUUGUCUCGAUUUUUUUUAUUGUCUAAUAAUUUAAGAUGUGGAAGGAAGCAUUUAAUCUGUAGCAUUUUCUUUUAGAGCCUCGAGGAUUUGCAGAAAAAAAAAACUCCGGUUAGAUUUUGUUUGUAGAAAUUUUCGCAAGCAUUUGUUGUGGUACUAAGGUUGUCAUAGAAAAUGGGAAGUGAAAGGAAAAAAAACGGGAGAAGGAUUAUUAUGGAAGGUCAUUACGUAUUAUCUUCUUUGGUUGUAAUGAUUCCUUGAUUUUGUUGAUUCUGGUUGUCAUUAUUAUUAUUUUUAUUAUUAUAUGUAUUUUUUUGGUCUUUUUAAUAUAUUGUGCAUUUAGCAAGAAUGAUUCUGUUUUAAUUUAUUGCAUUAUGAUCAUCGCUUCUUCUGCUAUAUCAAUUUUUAGGCAACUUUGUUUUCUUUCUCCUCUUUAACUUAUACUUACAAAAUACCGGAUAUUCAUAAAAAAGUAAUGCAUUUUUUCUUUACUCUUUUUUUUUUCAUUACAAGAGAAAGACUUUAGUAUUUCGAUGCAUUGAAUUCAUCAUCAUUGUUAUUCUUUAUUAUUAUUACUAUUACUCCUAGUGCUACUGCUGUUGGCCGGGGUAGUGUCGCCCAGUGAGGUGUAGUAAUAGGUGUCGGUCAGGUUUAGGCAGCUGGCCAGGUGUAUACGUACCGUAGUCAGCUGUGUGUAGGUUAGCGACUCUCUACCAAAGACGUGAAGCAAGAAGCGUGAAGAGCGACCCGGUGUGGGAGGCGGCGACGACGAGGACGAGAAAAAUGAUGAAUAUAAAAACGGAAAAAAUAAGAAUACAGGAAAAGAGGAAGAAUAAAAGAAAAAGCAGUAGGAGGAGUAAGAGGAUAGAGAAUAAGAACACAUAAAAAUAUCAGAUAUCAGGUGAGGUUUAUAACAGAGAUAACUCCUGAGAUUAUAUACUAUUACUACGAGUGAGAGAACAAGAUAUAUUAAAGUAAGUCUUCUCCCCACCAACCUUUCCAUCCAGAGGAGAUACGAUGAGGAAUAUAAAUGGGAUGGAAAUAAUGCAUAAGAUUGUAAAGAUAGAAGAGAUGCUAAGGAGGAGAAGAAGGAUGAAUAUGCAAGGGACUAAAAGAUUAUUUAAGACUGGGGGGGGAUAAAAGAAGAGAUGCCAGAAAGGAAGAGAGAGAAGGACGAAUAUGGAAGUUAAUUUCAGAUUACAGCAAUUAAAUAAAAGAAACCAGAAAGUAGCGGGAUCAGAGGGAGAAAAUAUAGAAGUAGCGCGGAUAAAGUACAUGUUUUCAGUAGGAGAUUAUUUGUUUUUGCCUUCUCUUGCGGGUCGCCUGGCGGGGUCGAUCACUGCAGUGGUCACGCACGCUUGUACUUCUGUGUUUGCAUUUUUUUUUUUUUUUUUUUAUCAUUCGUCCUUCUCAGUGUCCUUCUUAUCUGGAACUGUUAGAAAUUCCAUAGAAUCCCGCUCCUUUUUAUCCAAUGGCUGUUCUAAAAAAGAACUGAGCCAGUGACAUGAAAUGCAUUAUUUAUUAUACUUUAUAAGGCAACUGUGCAUUUAUUUAUUUUAUUUUUUUUCGGUAACAAAAGACGAUCGUAAGUUAAUAUAAUGUAAGUAUUGAUUAUUCUUUCCCUUUUUUUUUUUUUUUUUUUUUCUUCAGUGUUUGAGGAGGUUUAUCAUUUUGUAACUCAGGCUUUUUAACCCCUGCAUUUAGGCGUCGCAGUGUUACCAAGAAUUUUACUUAACGCGCCACGCAAUGCCAGGAUGUCGUCCGUAUUAACAAUGGUUGGUUCACGCUUGUUCAUUCAUAGUGUGUUGUAUCUUUGCUAUUCAAGGCAUUCCUAUUAUACUUACGGGACAGCUAAAGCUUUUUUUUCUUAUGUAACCUUAAACUUUCGUCAAACAUUUAAACACUUUCAUCACGUCUCAUUUUUCUUCACAUUGUCUUGUCAUCUGCGUUAUAAAAAACACUUUUAUCUAUUUUUCUUUUUUUUUUUUUAAUUGAGUAGUUAGUGUAUUGUGCUCUCACUUUGUAUUUCUAAAUCAUUUUGACAUAUUUUAUUUUCAUCACUCAGUUGAAACUUUCAUAUGACAUGUAUUGUUUUGAUGGCUUUAUUUUUUUUUUGUCCUAACUGAACUUUUUAUAUAUAGUUAAAAAAAAAAAAGGUAGCGUUUAUUUAUCUUAUUUUUUUAUAUUUUUUUCAUUUAUUUAUUUUCUUCUUCUUACGUAUUUGGAAACAUCAUAGCUUUGGCGCCGCUGAAGCUCGCUCACUCAGACAGAAAAAGAAGCCACAAUUCUCUCACGCCCUUAGCAGCGACAGGAGCAAUGGUAGGCAGCAGGGAGGAGAGCCGCCGUCGCCGCCGCCACUCCUGGUGCAGGAUGGUGUUGACAGUGUAGGCGCGGCUCACGACCGGGAUUUGCAAUAAAAUGUUUUCGGACA